AUGUCUACCGAUAUACCAGAUGGAACAGAUUUCACAAAACGGGUUCCUAAACCACUAAUGGAGAAGAGAAGGAGAGACCGUAUUAACCACAGUCUGGAAACUUUGAGGCUUCUAUUACUGGAGAACACAUGCAAUGAGAAAUUAAAGAAUCCCAAAGUGGAAAAGGCUGAAAUACUGGAAAGUGUUGUUCAUUUCUUAAGAGAAGAACUUACAGGACCUCACCCAUAUACAAUCAAAAGGGAAAAAAGGGGACGUGAUGAAGAGUACAGUGAUGAGCUGGAAUCUCCUUGUAAACGUCAACAGAUUUAUGAUGAUGGUCGAAGAAACUGUCUGCUCAGGGUGGACCAUUUCAUUGCAAGCAGGAGCCACCAUGCAGAGGAAAACAUCCAAAGCACCUUGCAACAGAAGCUUCAAAACCAUUCUACUGAAGGUCAUCUAACCCCUGUUAUGCACCUUAGAUAUGGUGUCAGCUCUACACCAAGACAUUCGGCAGUUAGUCAGGCAGAGGCAGCCUGCACAGUACAGUCCAUUGUUUCUCAAAGAACUGUUAAUUAUGAGCAGACAAAGACAAAUUCCAGCUUUAAACAAUCUCUGCUCAGUGAAUCAGUGUGGCGCCCUUGGCCACAGUAG
Messenger RNA from Trichomycterus rosablanca, 630 nucleotides. RefSeq names its product hairy-related 5 (gene her5). The record is from RefSeq and is a predicted model, not a curated record. NCBI's taxonomy places the organism in Eukaryota, Metazoa, Chordata, Actinopteri, Siluriformes, Trichomycteridae. Gene Ontology annotation, molecular function: protein dimerization activity; RNA polymerase II cis-regulatory region sequence-specific DNA binding; DNA-binding transcription factor activity, RNA polymerase II-specific. The coding region runs from base 1 to 630 and encodes 209 amino acids. Gene Ontology annotation, cellular component: nucleus. The transcript has 3 exons. Gene Ontology annotation, biological process: regulation of transcription by RNA polymerase II; regulation of neurogenesis; anterior/posterior pattern specification.